Mercurialis annua (annual mercury) is the source of this 3250-nucleotide messenger RNA. Its product is annotated as E3 ubiquitin-protein ligase UPL5. The record is from RefSeq and is a predicted model, not a curated record. Bases 205 to 2934 code for a protein of 909 amino acids. NCBI's taxonomy places the organism in Eukaryota, Viridiplantae, Streptophyta, Magnoliopsida, Malpighiales, Euphorbiaceae. The transcript is spliced from 3 exons. Gene Ontology annotation, molecular function: ubiquitin-protein transferase activity; protein binding. Gene Ontology annotation, biological process: proteasome-mediated ubiquitin-dependent protein catabolic process; protein polyubiquitination; positive regulation of protein catabolic process.
AAAUAUUAAAUAUUAAAUAGCGUAAGACGACAGUCUUAGGUGAAGACCUGCAAAACUCAAACAAAACUCACAAACAAAUUUACAAAAUUAUACUCCGAUCACUCUCCGAACAACUUUAGGGUUUUAAUUUCCUUUUCAUUUCGCCUUUUAAUUCUAUGCUCUCUCCCCCACCGUAACGGCGGGGGUUCUCUCCACCACCGUCAAAUGUCUCUUCUCCGAUCGUCGACCGUUGAUCGCACAAUCCCCCCGGCUGCUAUCAACGGCCACGAUCAUCUCCACCGUGCGGCAACCAAGCGCAAACUCGACGAUUACGCCGCUAAUUUCGACGAGGAUGAAGAGAACGGCGACUUCAGCAGUUUCAACGGCCUAGUCUCCUCCGUCAGGAUGCGAAGAGACGAUUCUACCCCUGUGACCGGCGUGGACUUGUCCUCCACUCAGAUUCAACAAUCUCCUGUGCCUGCUACGCUCCCCUCCCGCCGCGUGUUGGAUGCAAAACCAGCUUGCUUUCCCUGCUCCAGCUCUCUCCCAGGCCCCGAUAAAUCGUCGCCGAUGCUUCAGUUUUUUGUGAAAAUGAUGUCCGGUGGUAAUCAUCUCGUCAUACAAGCGAAUUCCGAGGAUACAGUGAAGUUCAUUCACGAAAAAAUUAGCUUAAUAACUGGAAUUCCAGUUACAGAGCAGAGGUUAAUUUAUAAAGGCAAGCAACUCCAGUGCGAGCGCACACUGGCCGAGUGUUCCAUUCAGAACGAUGCUGGUCUGCAAUUGGUAGGUAGAAUGCGUAGUACUAAGCAUCCCCAGACUUGUCAAUUGCUCGAUGAUAUGGUUUCGUUUAUUUGUCGCCUUUGUAAAGGCCCUUGUUAUCCCAUCACUUGUACGUCACAGCGUAUUAAGAAUUUGAUGAAUGAGUUCUUUAGUUUAACUCCUAAGGAUGAUAAUGAGUCUGCCAUUGGUCAUCUUCAAAUUUUUAUAUCAUCUUCUGCUCCUGCUGCUUUGGUUAUGCUUUAUAUUUCCAAUAUUAAAGGUAAUAAGGAGUGUGCUGAGAGUUCUGUUAGGCAUUUUCUGAAUUCGUGCAGGAGUUCAUUGCCCAAGUCUUUGCAUAAUCAGUGUGCACCGAUAGUGUUAGAGUUCUGUAAGCUGCUUAGGACUGUUUCUUAUAAUGACUCGUUGUAUCUCUCUUGCCGGAGUACUCUUGGGUCGUUGUUGGGGAGCAUGGGGGUUUGUCGUGGGGAGGAUGUAAAAGGUUUGAUUGUGUUAGAGGAUGUUUUUCCAUUUGUUAGUGAAUUAGCCGGUAGGCUGUUCUCCGAACUGGAUUCAAGUGUGUCUGAAAACAGUGCAGGGCCUUCGUUGAGCGAUGUUAGGGACUUCUCAGCCUUCUUGCACCCGAUUCAUACCACUAUUAAAGAGCGAUUUGGGUUUUGGGGUCCUAUUGCUAUACCUUUGGAAAAGAGUGGUUCUAGCCAUCCAGUAUUUGUGCAAGAGAUUGAGAAUCUUUAUAAUAUUUUUGAGGGUUUAAUGUCAAAGAUGGAUAGUUGUCUGACUAAAAUGCAGGACUUUAUGCCUUUGAAGGCAAAUGGGCAAGGCGACUCUACUUGCACAAGGUGGUCUCAGUACCUUGUCAUUUUGAAGGAAUUGAAUAACAUUGCCAAACAUUAUAAAGGAGCUGAAGAAAAAUUCUGGUCGUUUAUGCGAAGAUCAAAGGCUUCUCUAUGUGUUCUAAUUGUUAAAUUUGCAAAACGAAACGAUGAUCAUCAGUGGCUUCUUCCGCAUAAAGAUGUGACUAAUUUUGAGUCCAGAAGGCAUUUGGCCAUGUUGUUGUUUCCAGAUGUUAAAGAAGACUAUGAGGAGCUGCAUGAGAUGCUCAUUGACCGGUCACAGUUGUUGGCAGAGUCUUUUGAGUACAUUGCACGUGCAGAUCCUGAGUCUCUUCAUGGUGGUCUAUUUAUGGAAUUUAAAAAUGAGGAAGCAACUGGACCUGGUGUGUUGCGGGAGUGGUUUUUCUUGGUAGUCCAAGCUCUAUUCGAUCAACAAAAUGCACUCUUUAUUGCAUGUCCAAAUGAUCGCCGGAGAUUCUUUCCUAAUCCUGCAUCUAAGGUGGAGCCUUUGCACCUUGAUUAUUUUACCUUUUGCGGUCGAGUGAUUGCAUUAGCAUUGUUGCAUAAAGUGCAAGUAGGUAUUGUUCUUGAUCGGGUAUUUUUCAUGCAAUUGGCUGGAAGGCGUAUUUUCUUAGAAGACAUACGGGAUGCAGAUCCAUGCUUAUACAAUAGCUGCAAGCAGAUUCUUGAGAUGGAUGCCGAUUUUAUUGAUUCAGAUGCUUUAGGAUUAACAUUUGUUAGAGAGAUUGAGGAGUUAGGAUCCAGGAGAAUUGUGGAACUCUGUCCGGAUGGCAAAAGCAUUUCUGUAUCAAGCAAAAAUAGAGAUGAAUAUGUAAACCUGCUCAUUCGACACCGCUUUGUGAUAUCUACCUCUGAUCAGGUUUCUCGUUUUGCACGAGGGUUUGCAGAUAUUCUUUGUAACUCGGGCCUUCAGAAUUUUUUCUUCCAAAGUAUAGAGCUUGAAGAUCUUGAUUGGAUGCUUUAUGGAAGUGAAAGUGCCAUUAGUGUUGAAGAUUGGAAAGCACAUACAGAGUACAAUGGCUACAAGGAAACUGAUCCUCAGAUAUGUUGGUUUUGGAAGAUAAUUGGCAAAAUGUCACCAGAGCAGAGAAGGGUUCUUCUCUUCUUUUGGACAUCAGUAAAGCAUCUUCCAAUUGAAGGUUUUCAUGGGUUGGCAUCGAGACUUUAUAUCUACAAGUCUGGAGAUCCAGAAGAUCGGCUUCCGUCGUCCCAUACAUGUUUCUACAGGCUGUGCUUCCCACCUUAUUCGUCCAUGGCUGUCAUGCAAAAUCGUCUUAACGUGAUAACCCAAGAGCAUGUCGGAUGCAGUUUUGGUACAUGGUGAAGCAUUGCAUACAAGGGUUCUAAAAGUGCACAUAGAAACAAAGAUUUGUACUCAGUUUGUACAGAUAGGAUCAUGUCAUCAGAUGUCAUUAGACUUAAUGUAAGGAGGUGAUUUAGUUAUUUAUGUUGUUGUGAUUCCGUUGCUGUGUUUUUUGCCGACUUUUCCAUAUAGGUAAAGCGUAAAUACUGGGGGCGACAAGGGAUAAAAUGUCCCUGCUUCCAUCGACUUGAACAUCACCUGCUUUUCAUCAGCUGUAAGUAGACAGAUAUUAUAUUACAAUGACAUCUCAAUCAAUGGAAAUAUUAGAUUCUGAGUA